AUGGAGUGCACACGACGCCCAUUGUCAUAUGCGAGAUGGCGUCUACGGAUAUUCCGUCAGCUACUAGGCCCUUCACUCGCGCCACCAUCACGCCGGCACCUCUCAAGCUCACUAAUUCACGCCGAUGAAGCUCCCUCAGACGCAACAAGUCUUCCUCCAUCAAAGCGCCUACCGCAAUCACCACUUGUCACGCAUCCUCGAUCGAGCCAUAAUAAGCUCCGAAAGAAACUCCCAACUUCACAAGAUAAAUCUGAGCUGAAGAAUAAUCCAUGGGCGGUAGCACUCGCGUCGCCGGUGCGGAUGUGUUCCGUGACAGGAGCCCGCAUACCACGCGACCUACUAGGAGAAUGGGGUCUCGUUCGGAAACCAGAUACAGAGAAUAGCUACUUGCUUCCUGUGGACUUGAUCAAGGACUCAUUACAAGCUCGGCAAGAAGUAAAAUCUACGGACGAGGAGAAAACUCCAUACCUAGAUCCAGCGGCAAUGGCUGCCGCUGCGCCGCUGCCGGCGAAAGCGAUUCGCAACGAGAAACCAGGACAUCAGCUCCUACUUCGAAUGAUCAACUCGCUGCAUCUGCUCGAAGAGCUGGCAAAGCCAUUGUCUAAGAACGCUGGCAAGAAACCAGCCAUUUCAAGACUCUUGCCAUUCCGAUGGAAGCAUCCACUGGGUCCGAUCACGUCUCGUGUGGAGAAGCUAUUGCUCUGGAGACCAGAUAUGGCGGAAUAUGUGUUGCAGCAGCGGCGCAGUGACGUGGUCAAGAAGCUGGAAAGGACUCGGCGGAGAUAUACACGCCUGGAUAUUCCUGGCGGAGCUUGGAGUGUCCUUGAUAUUCAGGAAUCUUCAAAUAAUGGGCUGGUGGAAGCCUUGGAACGCCUCGGGUCUUUCGAUCGAAUGGCAUCUGGGGCAGUUCUUCUCCUUGCGCCGUUGAGUAAUGGCGAGUCAUGCCCAGAGGCAGUGUUCAAUCCAUCUACCCAGAGCCAAGUUCCCGUGUUUGACUUAUCGACACUUCUGUCUGCUUCAGACUUGGCAAAGCUCCGUGAUACGGAAGCUCCGCAUUUUCAUAAUGUGGCCCUUUUCCUCAGGCCCGAUGAUCGUAUCGGAGUGGAGGCCAUACUGGCUCUAUGGAAGCUUCAGCGGUUUAUGACAGAAACACCGUCUUGA
This is a messenger RNA of Penicillium cataractarum, 1161 nucleotides long. RefSeq lists its product as uncharacterized. The transcript has a single exon. The coding region runs from base 1 to 1161 and encodes 386 amino acids. The record is from RefSeq and is a predicted model, not a curated record. NCBI's taxonomy places the organism in Eukaryota, Fungi, Ascomycota, Eurotiomycetes, Eurotiales, Aspergillaceae.